Anopheles nili is the source of this 6711-nucleotide messenger RNA. RefSeq names its product dedicator of cytokinesis protein 11 (gene Ziz). NCBI's taxonomy places the organism in Eukaryota, Metazoa, Arthropoda, Insecta, Diptera, Culicidae. Gene Ontology annotation, molecular function: guanyl-nucleotide exchange factor activity. The transcript has 12 exons. The coding region runs from base 1 to 6711 and encodes 2236 amino acids. Gene Ontology annotation, biological process: small GTPase-mediated signal transduction; positive regulation of GTPase activity. The record is from RefSeq and is a predicted model, not a curated record.
AUGACCGAGCGGAAGUUCACCCGGGGGCUUAACAAGCCCGGCAUGGCGGCGCAGCUGAGGGAAAACAUCUCACAAGUUGUACGUGAAUCCACUUCACUUACGAAACCGAUUAUAGUCGAGCCGAUCGACUUCGAGGCGUUUGUGCUGAAAAACAGGACACUCAUACAGAACGAUCCCCAGCGCGAGCUGCUGCUCUACCCAAACGAUGAUGUAUCGGAGAUCCUCCAGCCAAAGAAGUAUCGCACCGUGCACAACAACAUUCCUGGCCAUGCGCCACCGGCGGUGUCCACCAACGGGUCGAGCAACAAGCAGCGUGGCAGCGAAAGCGGUUCCGCGUCGAGCAGUAAAAACGGAACACCAACCUUCAAUCGGUCCCUGUCGACGGCCAGUUCCGGCGUCCCGGGCGGUGGCGGUUUGCUGCUCACCCGCCAGGCGCUGCACACGUACGACUCACCGAUCCACCUCAUCCAAUACAAGUACAGCAAGUACGGUGGGACGUGCUACGAGCUGCCACGAAUAUCACCUUCGGAGGAGCUCAAAGAGGAGGUGUACGAGGUGGACACGGAUCCGGACCGACUGGAUGAGCAGAUGACCCGCUCGCAGGCGGACACGAUCGCUAAACAGGGCUACCUGUUCAAGGGUCCGGACACCAACUCGGACCGAAUGUUCGCCCACAUCGGCUCGAAAUCGUUCAAAAAGCGGUACUGCUAUCUGCGCCAGGAGAUCGAUGGCACGUACAUCCUCGAGCUGCACAAGGACGAGAAACAGGCGGAAGCGAAGGCGACCAUCGUGAUGGACUUUUGCACCGAGGUCGUACCGAAUCCGAAGAAAGGUCGCUUCUGUUUCGAGCUACGCAUGAAGAUGAACGAAGGACAGCACGGAAAAUCCGUCACAUUGGCGGCCGAUGACGAGAUGGAGAUGGAGGAUUGGUUGCGGAAGAUCUCGUCCGUGCUGCAACAGAACAAGCUGCAGGAGGACAAGCGGGUUGCGUCGCUGGAGCGUGCGGCCGCACCGCUCAUGCCGGCCAGCCCGAGUACGAUGCAGUACGGCACACUGAAAGGACUGGAGCAAAGUAUGAACCCGCAGCUGAACCGGUACGCCCGGGAGACGGAUCAAUCGAUCGCGCUGGCGCGGCGAGACAACCGAAAGCGGUUAUUCGGUGGCCAACAGCUACUCUACCUCCAGCAGGGUAAUGGAGGUGGCACAGUGGGACAAAGGGGAGCCAUCUCCACGCCCGGUGGCCCGGCAAACGGUCCGGGGUUGAGCAAAUCGGAGGCAUUUAUCGAACCGUACCGGCUGCAGUUUGGGCAGCGCAUCCUGAUAAAGUGCGAUUCGUUGCGGUUCCGGCUGCUUGGACCGAUCGAUGGCGUGGAUGGACCUUCUCCACCGGAAUCCGAUGCACCACUCUGUCAGAUCGAACCAUACCUCACCAGUGUAGCAUUGUACGAUGCUAGGGCAGGCCGGAAGUUGAGCGAAAAUUUUCACUUCGACCUCAACAAAGACCACGUGCGCGAGCUGUUAACUGGAAGUUGCAAAAGCGAACGACCGCUCUGUGCAUCACCAAAGGCGGUCAACAAAGCCCAUCAAAACGGAAAUGGCACUCUUAAACCAGGCCGGGCGAAGUGUGACACCAGUGACGACCUGCAGCUACAUUCCGACGCGGUCACCAAAGAGUGGCUGGCGCGUGCCAAACAGGCCAUCUUUAACGUUACCGUUCCGCACGCGGACAUAUUCAUCGUCGUACGUAUCGACAAGAUUCUGCAGGGUGCCAUCAAUCCUUCGGUCGAGCCAUACCUGAAGACUACCAAAGAUCCGAAGGUACUGUGCAAGUUGCAAAAAUCGUUCAAGCAGUACGCACAAAAGUGCGGCCACUACCGGAUGCCGUUUGCAUGGGCCGCCAGACCGCUGUUUCAGCUGUACAGCAAUGAUUUGGAUACGUCGUACGAGUUCCCCGCCAUCUACCGUCAAGAGGGUGCGAAGCUGAAGGAUGAAGAACUGUUGAAGCUGCUGUCGGAGUACCGAAAACCGGACAAGUUCAGCAAACUAACUGUGAUACCCGGUUCAUUGAAGAUUUACAUUGAAGCGCUGAACGAACUGCCCAAUAAUUGCCUUACAAAUAGUUUGGUACCCUUGAACCCAUUCCCAGUACCAGCCGCGUCCGAUCCAACGCUGGAAGUGACGGAAUUCGCCAACAACUCCGAACAGUACCUUCACCCGUUCGUCCACUUCGUUAACCACCUGUUUCUCUAUCCGCUGCAGCUGAAUUACGAUAGCCAAAAAAUAUUCUCCCGUGCCCGGAAUUUGGCCGUGAUCGUUGAACUUCGCGACAGUGACACGGCCGACGCAAAGUCCAUCGAAUGCAUUUACGGUCGCCCCGGUCAGGAGAUAUUGGUUUCGCAAAUGUCCUGCCCGGUGCUGCACCACAACACCAGUCCUACCUGGUACGAGGAGAUCAAAUUGCGCCUUCCGAUCAACAUUACACCGCAGCAUCAUCUGCUGUUUUCCUUUUUCCACGUGUCGUGCAAUAUUGCGAAGAAAAAGGACCUCACGACCACAAGCACCGAAAUGCUCGUAGGGUUCGCGUGGUUACCACUGCUUGCCAAGGGCAAGAUCAACGUGGACGAACAGUGUCUGCCGGUGGCGGCUACACUUCCAGUUGGAUAUCUCUCGAUCCAGCCACUUGGUCUAGGAAGAGGGCAGAAUGCCGGUCCGGAUGUGCAGUGGAUCGACAACCAGCGGCCAAUCUUUACCGUCAGUCUACGACUGGACUCGACCGUACUAACCACCGAUCAGCAUCUGCACAACUUGUUCCUGCACGCCGAACGGCUACUGGAGCACUCAAAAACGAUCGCUCCGCCAAACACGACGGAAACGUGCAAGAUCCUUAAGGCAGCCCAUGCCAUCCAGAUCGGUUCGCUCAUCACCUUCCUGCCGACGAUCUUGAACCAGCUUUUCUCGCUGCUUGUCGCCACGAACAACGAGGAAGUGGGGCUAAACAUCAUCCGCCUACUGGUGAACCUGUUCCACAUGGUCGCAGAAGAAGCGAAGCGAAAGGAACUGCUAAUGGCGUACGUUAAAUUUGUGUACCGAAUCGACAGCCAACCCGUGAACGGAUGUUCACCAACGUCGCAGAACGUGAGCACGGUCCACGGGGAGCUGUGUCGCCAUCUGCCAACGCUGCUCCACCCGAACAACACCGACUUCCUGCUGGUGAACAAGUUCAUGAAGUUUUCCGGCAUCUUUUUCGAGGUGAUCGUGAAGAGCAUGGCGCAGUAUUUGCUCUCAACCGGGCGCAUCAAGAUGCAACGGAACGAGCGGUUUCCGAAGGAGUUUUGCAACCGCAUCGAGGCACUGUUUCAGGUGCUAGUCCCGUACAUAAGCUCACGCCAUAAGGACCUCCCGAUGGAGACGGAACAGCUGAACCAGAGCCUGUCGGUGUUCGUGAAGCGAUGUCUCUCGUUCAUGGACCGUGGGUUUGUGUUUCGGUUGAUCCGGCUGUACAUGGACCGCUGGGGUCCGGGUGAUUCGCGUGUCCUGCAGGAGUACAAGUUUGGUUUCCUGCGUGAGGUGUGUUCCCAUGAACACUACGUGCCGCUGAAUCUGCCUUUCCUGUUGACACCAAACGCCAAUCGCGCUCCGGAUUUGUUGCAGCAGUUUUGUCUCUCGGAGGAGUACUGCCGGCAGCAUUUUCUCGUUGGUAUCCUUCUGCAGGAGGUCAAAAGCUCGCUGAACGAGGUAAGUCACAUCCGGCGGAUGGGUUUGGUUACGUUGAAGGAGCUGCUUGCGAAACAUGACCUCGACGAGCGCUACCAGAACAAAGGCCAACAGAACCGUCUGGCGAUGCUAUACGUACCGUGGUUGGGAAUUGUGCUGGAGAAUCUGUCCCGCAUUUCGGAUGGAGUGGAUCGAAAAGGAAAACACGACACCCUCGGAACGAAUCGCAUCUCGUGCAGCAGCAGUUACGUGUUUGGGCGAGAUUCCUUGCCAACGCUGCCAUCGGCGACGAUUCCUUCGACGGUUACCUCACAGACAAGCACGCCAAAGUCCCGCUCGAACCGGGUGACGAUGUUCAUCGAGUACACAAGUCCCAUCCGAUCGUCACUGCAUCUGAAGGACACGAGCUUCCUGGCGGCGAUCGCCGGCCAAGCAGCACCACUUUCUAAUGGCCAUUCAAGCAGCUCGAUCAACUCGGAGUGUUCCACGCUGUCCCAGGACGGUACGGUGGUGAUUAGAAACCAUUUCAACGAAUCCUGUGCCAACUCGUCCCGACCGAGCCAUGCGCGCUCGGUAAGCGUCACCCAGCCCACCAUCAUCCAGCGGACGGACAAGUUUUCCGUCACGGAAACCAAAGACCUGCUGAUCAGCUUCCUGUUCGUGGUGAAGCACCUGUCGUCGGAGCACAUGAUCGCGUGGUGGCACAACUGCACCGAGAGUGAAACGGUCCAGUUUUUCACCGUGCUCGAUCUGUGUCUGCUGUACUUCCGGUACGUGGGCAAGAAGCACGUUCAAGUACCGAGCGAGAAUGGGCGUGAUGCGAAGACCAGCAAAGCCGCCAAAGCAAGCACGUUACCAGCGCGAGUACUCCCACCGAGCGUUACCAACGGAAGCGAAUCUGGGUUCGAAUCCGGAACGCUUAAUCACACCGGCAAUCGGGAGAACCUGGUCGAAGAAACGCUACGCCUGAGGCAAGCGUUGUAUGAGUCAAACUUAGCAACUGAAAUCGGGCUGAUCGUGCUCGAUUGCAUGGGACUCUACUCGGUGCAGUUUCGUGAUUCGAUGUUGGAAGGCACGGUCCUGCCCAAAAUAGCCCGUGUGUACUUGCGUUUCCUGCAACUCGGCCAGUCGGAGUCGCUUUCGAAGCACGUGUUUGCGGCGUUGCGUGCGUUCAUCAACAACUUCUCUCAGGCGCUGUUCAAGGGAACGGCCGUCUUGUGCGGACAGCUGGUGUACGAGCUGCUCAAGUGCUGUGAUAGUCGAUUGUCUAGCCUGCGACAGGAAGCGUGUGCCGUGCUGUACCUGCUGAUGCGCAGUAACUUUGAGUUUAGCGGCCGAAAAGGACUCACGCGCGUACACCUGCAGGUGAUCAUAUCCGUGUCGCAGAUGAUCGGCAACGUGAUCGGAUUGAACAACGCACGCUUCCAGGAGUCACUUUCGACGAUCAACAACUACGCGAGCAGCGACAAGGCGAUGAAGGGAACUGGCUUCCCGAUGGAGGUGAAGGACUUGACGCGUCGCGUUCGUACCGUGCUCAUGGCGACGGCACAAAUGCAAGCGCACCACAUGGAUCCGGAACGGUUGCUAGAGCUGCAACACUCACUGGCCAACUCGUACGCAUCGACACCGGAACUCCGGCAGACUUGGCUGACGACGAUGGCCAACAAUCACCUGCAGAAUGGGAACAUCUCGGAAGCGGCCUGCUGCUAUCUGCACAUUGCCGCCCUGGUUUCGGAGUACCUCAAGCUGAAGGGUUGCUGUGCGGUAGCGACGGGAGCGGAAUCGUUCGCACGCAUCUCGCGUAACAUUCCGCGGGAUGAAAAAGGACUAAAGCUAGACAGUGGCACGCAGGACUCGCAGUACACGGAGCAGUUCUUGCUCGAGCGGUUGAAAGAAUGCUCGGAGUAUUUGGACCGUGCGGAGCGGCUCGAGUGUUUGGGUGAGCUGUAUCGGUUGAUUAUUCCGAUUCUCGAGUCCCGGCGGGAUUAUCACGGGCUGACGCAGUGCUACGAACACCUGACGCAGGCAUACAAUCGUGUGAUUGAGUUCAACAAGUCCGGCAAGCGGCUUCUGGGGCGAUUCUAUCGAGUGAUUUUCUUCAGUCAGAUGUACUUUGAGGAAGAAAAUGGCGUGGAGUACAUUUACAAAGAGCCGAAAGUGACGUCGUUGAGUGAGAUUUCCGAGCGAUUGCACAAGCAGUACCGGGACAAGUUUGGGGCGGAUAAUGUGAAAAUUAUGAUGGACUCCGCACCGGUUGAUCAAUCGACUCUGGAUCCAAAGAUUGCCUACAUUCAAGUAACGCACGUGACUCCCUACUAUUGCAAGGACGAGCUGGAAAUGCGGCCAACGGAGUUUGAGCAGAACCACGACGUGGACACGUUCAUGUACGAGACACCGUUUACUACCUCCGGAGGCGCCCACGGAGCAGUGGAGGACCAGUGGAAACGACGAACCAUUUUGACAACUCUCCACAGCUUCCCGUACGUUUUGAAACGUAUCCCAGUUCGCGACCGGCAAUCGCACGAGCUCAGCCCGAUCGAGGUGGCAAUAGAUGAGAUGCAGACAAAGAUCGCCGAGCUGGAGGAGAUCGUUAUGGGUCCGAUCGAUUUGAAGAAGCUGCAACUACGGCUGCAGGGCAGUGUUGCAGUCACGGUGAACGCAGGUCCGUUGGCGUACGCGUCCGCUUUUCUGGAUCCGGCCAAAACAAGCGCCAGGAAGUAUCCGCUCGAUAAGGUGGAGGAGCUGAAGGAGGUCUUUAGGGAUUUCAUCAAAAUCUGCUUCACGGUACUCCAAAUCAAUGCCAAUCUGAUUUCGUCCGAUCAGCGCGAGUACCACAACGCUCUCAAGGAGAACUACGAAAACCUCUGCUCGGCUCUGACCGAUCUGCUGGGUGAGAUCGUAUACCCGUUGGACGAUGGAAACAACAAUGCCCAUCGGCACAGUUUGGCGCUGUUCAGUGCCAUUAGUGGUGCCCCAACCAAUUCUAGCACGGCCUAA